Molecule: messenger RNA, 861 nt
Organism: Cucurbitaria berberidis CBS 394.84
Lineage: Eukaryota; Fungi; Ascomycota; Dothideomycetes; Pleosporales; Cucurbitariaceae
Exons: 1
Coding region: 1-861 (286 amino acids)
Source: RefSeq, a predicted model, not a curated record
AUGGCUGCUAUCGAAUCUCUCCCUAACAACACUUUUAACAGUCGCUCAUCAGUGGAAGAGUGCUAUCCGAUUCCAAAAUCGCAUCCUCUUCAUCCAAGCACUGCGUUGCCGAAAAAUGAUACCCUAGAAGCGAGUUCUGAUGACGAAGCGACGGAUAAGCUUGAAGAACUAGCUGGAAGUCAAGCUGGUAUUAAAAUUGCGGGAAAACGCGACAAUAUCGACUCUACCCUUUCGAAUUACGAUUUAGCACCGGAUAGUGAACGCACUGGCGUACCUCGUGGUAUUAAAAUCAAGCAUGGGUCUGUCGACCUUCAAGAUGAGACCACCACCGCACCUGAGGCAGUCGACGGCGCAUGUAACAAAGACAGCGUCUCCACAACGCAUGGUGGCGGAUACUUUAUCGUCCACUAUAGGGCUGACUGCCAUCAUGGCUCAGAAAGUGCUCGCCGAAUCGGUGUCUGGGAAAACCAGCCGACGACGAAACAUCCCAGUGAUAUUCGCCACGAACUUCGGAAGCUGGAUUACUUCCAAGACGAGAUGGAUCACGUCAUCUCCAAACAUCCUUCUCCUUCACGCCCAUGUACGGUCUCACAAUACAUUACCUCACAAAUCCCUACAAGCCGCGCCACUUCAGUUUUCGAAACCUAUUUGCAGGAUUACAUGAUUAUUGGCAGCAACACGACCUGUGUUGGGGCCGAAGAGAAGGAUAUAGUAGGUCAAAUGACUGAGGAGACAACCGAAGAACAUGACGAGAAAGCAUGCGAUGAGCUGGUGUUGAUGGUAUCAUUGUUCUCACUGUUUGGUCUAGUUCUUUUCGCUGGAUCUCUCACUGCGGAGCUUUGGCAUCAUCACUCGAUUUAG